AUGUCGACGAUGAGCGUACCAGAGAAGGGCGGUAUAUUCGACGCGUUGCGUGUCGAUUCUAACGAUCCGAAUGACUCGUUGAGGGAGGAAUCGUCGGUCACACCAAAGAUUGACGAGAAGAAUUUGGAAUACAUUGGAGAAGUGCUUGAAAGAAAGAAGUCGGUGGUUCCAUUCCUCACUCAGACUAUCAAUCAAUUGGCACUCGUCCGAAAUGAAAAAAUGGAACGGGCGGCCGAUUUGAUUUGUACUCUAUUCCGUCUGCCACAUGGAUCCACUGAUUGCUCAUUCUUCCGUCUCAUCAAAGUGCUCCGAUCAUUCGGAAUAUGGGAAAACGAUCCGAGACUGAAGCAAAUGUUCGAUCGAAUGAAGAAACACGAUGAGGAGAAUGAGGACUGUCGACAGUGGGCAAUGUCACAGGAGAAGUUUAAGGAAAUAAUCUUCCCAUGUACGAUUCUAAUCUCGCGUACACUCCGAAAUCAACUAAUCAUCCCGUCGUGGCUGGAAUUCACUCAAAUGAUCGAAACAAUUUUCGAAUCGUGUCGGGCGUCGAAAGAGGGUGAAGUCGCCUCGUAUAUCCCUCAACUCGCUCGUCAAAGUCCUCAUACGUGGGGAAUGUCGAUUUGUACGAUCGAUGGACAGAGAUUCUCGUUGGGCGAUUCGAAGAAGAAUUUCUGUUUGCAAUCCGUUUCGAAAGCGUUCAAUUAUGCGAUUGUCGCAUCGGAAAUUGGUAGUCACGUGUUGCAUCAAUACGUUGGACACGAGCCGAGUGGAAGGCUCUUUAAUGAGAUUUGUCUUGACUCGAAUAGUGAGUUUCCAACAAAAAGCGUUUUAAUUGAAAGAAAUUGA
Molecule: messenger RNA, 846 nt
Organism: Caenorhabditis remanei
Lineage: Eukaryota; Metazoa; Nematoda; Chromadorea; Rhabditida; Rhabditidae
Exons: 3
Coding region: 1-846 (281 amino acids)
Biological process (GO): L-glutamine catabolic process
Molecular function (GO): glutaminase activity
Source: RefSeq, a predicted model, not a curated record